Messenger RNA from Peniophora sp. CBMAI 1063, 633 nucleotides. Lineage: Eukaryota; Fungi; Basidiomycota; Agaricomycetes; Russulales; Peniophoraceae. The record is from the annotation of a GenBank genome assembly.
AUGGCGGGCGGUCAAGCGGAAGAUCUGGACAGACGUUAUGAUGGAAUAGAAACGGGAGGCAGUGUAGCGCUGUCAAGCCCUAUCGUGACGUCUGGCUAUCCUGAGCGCCAAGAGUACAAGGAUUGCCUUGACCCUGCACUUGACUAUAUACCUGAACAUUUGAAUGUGGACAUUGCCAUUGCGCAUGACGAAGACCUUCACCUAUUACCGGAGCCCGACAGAGAUGGCCCUGUCGUUCACAUCAAUGAUGGGUUCGGACCAUUGCAAGGUCCGUUGGCCGAUCCUGUCGGGCAUAAGACAUCCGAAGCGGCGCAGGAUCCGCUGUACGAGGGGCCCUUCUUGUCGGUACCGGCUCCCACGAUCACCGAGGAUCUAUCCGAAGCUCAAUACGGCGACUUUCCUCCUCUGAUACAUCCCUGCGACGCUCGAUAUGCGACGGAGUUAGCGCUCACUGGGGCAAUGUUGGCGCAGCAACUGUCGCAGGGGAUGCCCUCACGUGAAGAGGCGGAUAUAAGUCCACAGCACAGACUACAUGCCACGUCAGCAUGGGGCUUUCCCGAGGACCCUCUGAAUACAACCACUCUCCAUCCUUCGCCUUCGGAAUUCACGCUCUUCCUCGUCCACGUCGAAUGA